Capronia epimyces CBS 606.96 is the source of this 2676-nucleotide messenger RNA. RefSeq lists its product as uncharacterized. NCBI's taxonomy places the organism in Eukaryota, Fungi, Ascomycota, Eurotiomycetes, Chaetothyriales, Herpotrichiellaceae. The record is from RefSeq and is a predicted model, not a curated record. The transcript is spliced from 3 exons. The coding region runs from base 1 to 2676 and encodes 891 amino acids.
AUGGACCACUGUCCACUGCCCCCUGGAAAGGGGCAUAUCAAAGUCCGUAACUUCACAACCACGCCCUAUACUACGGGUCCCGGAUGCUUUUUGGGCUAUCCUGCCAGGCGCGGCUGGUCUUCUGACGACCUGAAUUCCCGAGACCUUCACAAAAUUCGACCAGGAGAAGAAGUGCGCGACUUCUUCCAGGGAUGGCUCUUCUUCGGCUGCGUGAUCGAGUUCCUGUCCAUUUGCGGUGUAUCUGCUCAACACAGCGACUUUCUAACUGAGGACGGCCAGUAUGUGACCACAAAGCGCCUUCCACGGAUGCUCCAGGAGUGGAAGCAGGUUGCACAAAAGAGACUGGCCAUCGACGACAUGACCAUAGCUACAACCAUGCAGGCCGCAUUGAUUCUCGGCACCGUAAGGGACUUUGUGGAUGACUAUUGUUUGCCCAGAGGUGGCGGACAGGGCUUGCAAGCUGAUAUGCGUGCCCGGCUCGUCGCGAAGUCCCCCUUGCCGCAAAGAGUAUGGAUGUCCAUCAUCGCGCUGGGGCAUGCACUCACAUCGGCCAUGGUAAGUGGCUGUGAUAUUCGGCGCACUGGUAGUAACUGGGGGGCGUCGAUGCUACUCGAACAGAGAAUGCUGGCCAAAAGAUGGUGUCCGCUGGAUGUGCAUCAAAUCCGUUCCAAUCUGAGCGUUUACGAGCAGUAUUACCUGUCCAAGAUGAUAAACACAGAGGUUACCACCUCCCACGACAAUUGUACCGAGUUUGAAUGCCGUGGACGCAACAUUGAUCAGAAAUCGUACCGUCAAUUUCACGCACGCAGUUGUGAUGGUAACUGUGGUGGCUUCCAAAGUGCAGAUAUCGAUCAGUUGAAGGCGAUCAUCAUGGCUGGCGACAUUCCUGUCUUCAAAUGGAAUCUUGAAAGCAAGAAGCUCGAACUAGAGGCCGUCAAAGUCAAUAAGAAAAAAGUCGGAGACCCUCCAUUUAUGGCCAUCUCCCAUGUUUGGAGCGAUGGCCUUGGGAACCAGGAAGACAAUGCAAUCUAUGAAUGUCAGCUAGAAGCCUUGCAAAACGCAGUCGACUUGGCCGCCAAAAGCCACAAGAUGCUGAUGGGAAUUCCGUCGCACUUCUGGAUCGACACCCUAUGUGUUCCGGUGCAGAGGGAAAACAAAGAACUGCGUAAGGAGUGCAUCCGGGACAUGAGGCGAAUCUACGAGAGUUCUUGCUCUGUUCUUGUUCUUUGUUCCUUGCGCAAGACGGCGUCGACCGUGAAAGGACCCGAACGAAGAAUAGCCGAGCACCUCAAUAAUUGGGAUCGCCGACUGUGGACGUUCCAGGAAUGUAUCAUGGCCCGCAAGCGUCUGAUUCAAUAUGCGGAGAAAACAGUUGACCAUGUUAGCAUUGAGGCUGACUUCUACCGGGGCCAGCUGUGGUCGGGGAGCUCCCCGGCAGAUCCUCUCCCGCAUUUGGCGUCUGAAAUAGCAUCACGAUCCACGUCCAAGAAGAGUGACGAGAUGCUUUGUAUGGCCACGGUAUUGCGUCUUGAUCUAGAGCCAUUUCUGAACGCAGAGACGCUCUUAAAGAACGAGAAGGGCCUCGGCGAGAAAGAGGAGGUCAGUGACGUCGAUCUUGCAGACAGACGAACGCAAAUCUUCUGGCAGACCAUCCGUGUAUGCCAAUGGGGAGUGGUUUUCAAUUCUCAUCGGAGGUUGACAGUCGAAGGGCUCCGGUGGGCUCCAGCCACGUUCCUAGGCAGCCCGUCGGGUGGCUUCGUGAAGCGGGUGGACCAGGGAUAUUGCAACCUUGAUGAAGAAGGCCGCGGUCUGUCAUUUACUGCUCCGGGAAUCAUCAUUGAGACGCCAUCGACGUGGAGAGCAACAUCUUCCGCACUGGCGAUCAACGUGACAGAUCAUAGAGCCGGGAGGCUCUGUGUCGAAGUCACACCGAGUGAUCUGAGCUUCCCGUGGCACACAUUUACAUGGACCCCAGGCACCAAAUAUGCAAUCCUUCUGGAGACACCGCUUUCACUCCCGAGUGAAACAGGUGGUUCCAUGCCCGACCUCCCACACACGCGGCCGGAGCUCGAGUCCUGGCUUGAACAGGUCUUCCAACCUGGGAGGGUGAACAAGUUGGCCAUCGAUGCGAUCAUCGCAACUGUAAAGAAUCCAAAUCUUGGGGAAGGCUGUCAGAUCCGUCACGAAUGUAUUGCGGUAGCCAAAAUCGUCGAUUCCCCUAUCCUCGAUAAACUCGAGGAAGAGAAGUAUACCAUCUGGGACGAACGGUCCAGGCACCUUCUGGAUUCGUCCCUUGAAAUGGACUGGGUUCUUAAUAGAGCCAUUAACAAUCCUGCAGACGAGGAUGACAGCAGCGAAGAUGACGACGACGACGACGACGACGACGAUGAUGACGACGAUGAUGACGAUGACGACGACAGUGAUGAUGAAAACUCUUUAGAAGAGAGCGACGACGAUUCCCACCCUGUUUAUUACGACGAUUCCGAAUCGGACGCACUUUCGGCGGAAGAAAGCGAAGCCGCAACUCUACAACUGGACAAUGAUACACCUGACUCUGGAUCCGAAUCCGCAGAUGAGCAUCCCUAUAAAGUUGAUAAGAAGAGACCACAUCUCAUUUCGCCUGCUAGGAUCGAGGGGAUUCGUACCGCUGGUGAUGCACAGUGGUUUCUUCUGUAA